GGAAUGAGAGCAAACAAGAGAGUCAGACUCUUGAGAUAUUAAUCCUGCCUAGCUUUGUGAACAUUCCUGUGCAGCUCCCUGACUUCACUUCAAAAACUGAGCCUCUUCUCAGAGUUUCUUAUUAUAUUUAAGCCUAAGCCUGCAUUGUUGUUUUUUUUUAUUUUAACAUGAAUUGGUCCUGCUUUGUUUGUCUGGUCCUUGUCUCACUGGUAUGGCAAUGUCCAGAGAUUCACAGCAGCCCGUUGGCUACGACUUCAGAUACAGUCUCUCGACCAGAUGUGGACUGUCCUUCCAGCUGUGUGUUAGCGCUUCCUAACAGUACGUCAACAAUUAAGGACAUUGUGGAUCAGGAAGGGCUGAACAUGACUUCAAGAAAACUGAAUCCUAUAUUUUAUGAAGCGACGCGGGCAGGCCACGCCAUCCAACACUACAUCAACACCGUCUACGGCUCUCCGUUCAGGCUGUAUGCCGUGACCCAAGUCCACGAUGCGAGAACAGAGGACAUGGGUGAAUCUGGGAUGAAGUACAUCCUUGAAUUCUCAGUGAAGGACACAGUCGGAGAGAGUUCAGAAGGCCGAUGUUCUGCUGAGGUCCUUUACCCCAGAGGGGAGACGCAGCGUCCACCUCGAGUCCAGUGCUCUUGUGAUGGUCUACCUCGUCUCAACACCUCUGAUAAGGAGCAGGAAUUCUACCAGCAAUACAGAGCCAAUAGUAAUGUGACUGCAAACGAUUUACCAGACAGCUACGGUCACAUGGAGCCUGAUAUGGUCCCUUUCUGGCACUUGGGACACUUGGUCGCUAGCUUUGUCAUGCUUAACGAGUCCAACGAAAACACGCUGUACAACUUGGCUCAAGUGUCUAAGCUCCAGCAGCUGAAGAGCGAAGAUGACCAGCUAAACUUCGAGUACGAGGUUCUCCUUCAUGAAAUGGUUUCCCAGGAGAUAAUCCGUUGGAAGCUUCUAAUCGCCUGGUCUCCGGCAAAGAGUGUAAAAGUGUUAGAAAGUGAACUGCUGCCACGAUGCCGGUGCAACUGAAACCCCUCAAGCUUUUCCUAAAUCACUAGUAAAAUUAAUAUCCAAUUAUAUCGUCACUUCUAACGAGAAAAUAAAGUUGCCGAUCGGAACGCCUGCCACGAUUUAUCUACAGUCCUAAUAACAGGAUUGAUGCUUAGGAAAUAAAUAAGCAAGCUACUUCGACUACGACUGGUAUCGAUUCACGCUAACAUUUUUUUUUUUUUUUUACCGGGGUAAAAUCUUUGGGUCGAAUGUAGCACCUAGCAUUUAUAGCAAAUGUUGCAUGUGAAAUGUAGUGACAAACGGAAAA
Messenger RNA from Tachysurus fulvidraco (yellow catfish), 1323 nucleotides. It is a transcript of the gene lxn, whose product is annotated as latexin. The transcript is spliced from 7 exons. The record is from RefSeq and is a predicted model, not a curated record. Lineage: Eukaryota; Metazoa; Chordata; Actinopteri; Siluriformes; Bagridae. Gene Ontology annotation, molecular function: metalloendopeptidase inhibitor activity. Bases 168 to 1034 code for a protein of 288 amino acids.